Messenger RNA from Daldinia vernicosa, 1853 nucleotides. RefSeq lists its product as uncharacterized. The transcript has a single exon. The record is from RefSeq and is a predicted model, not a curated record. The annotation marks the transcript as partial. Lineage: Eukaryota; Fungi; Ascomycota; Sordariomycetes; Xylariales; Hypoxylaceae.
GUUUAGGCUAGCGAGUCCAGGGGUAUUAUUGUUGCGACAAUCCUUGCUAGGUGCACUAUAAGGUUAUUAAGACGGGUCAGACCGUGUAUUACGCAUAUGAAUGUAUGUAAACUUCCAAUUAAAAUCUCGUCUGUAUUAUGUAGAGUCUCAUUAUGUAAUGCUCUGAUACUGCUCAAACACCAUCAACAGGACGGUCAACAACCUAUCGGUCAUAAUAUGCGCCAGAAACGGAUUUGCGAGAAUUUCAAUCUUUCAUGCAAACACACCAAGAGUUUUCUUCAUCUGCCUCCUUCUGUACGGCGUCAGGUAUAUGAAGAAGCCGGUCUCAUAGUUGGAGCUGACAUUGUUCUCUGCCGAAGACCCCCAAAGAUAUGGUUCGAGGAACGCACCACAGAAGAUGAGGACAGACUCUAAAGCUGCACCUCAUUUGCGAUACGGGUAGCGAUGAGAAAACACGAGCCGUCUUGCAACCGCUCAACGAUAACUUGUACUUGCAGACUGUCAUAUCCGUCUUCAUCCGUCAAGGGAUAGUUCGCUAGGUAUUUACGGUAGCCCAAGAAACAGCAUUACGAGCAAAGGGGCUAGAUCACAAUUUACGAAACCAUUCCAAUUUAUGAAACUUCCGCCAGAACUUCGCCUCAGGGUUCUCAGGCAUACUGAUCUUGUCACCCCUUGUAACGAGGUUCAAUGGAGCCCCAAGAAUGGCUUCCACGUGGUACGCUUUGGGACCGGGACGCAUUGCUGUGACGCAAUAGAGGGAAGCUGGUUAACAGCAUCUUAUUCUCAUGCGUGGCGGUUCUGGACCUGCAAUCCCUCUCACAUCGAUACUACCGGAUCCUUUUGCUCCGCCCGUCAUAGUAGCUAUUCGUCUAGUUGCCAAUGUUGGAUUCCGCCAAAAGCCCUAAUGCUAGUCAGUCAAAGCAUGUACGCAUACGCUAUCGAGACUCUCUAUUCCUGGAACCGCGUCAUUAUCAUGUCGGAUCCGAACAUCUUCUGUUCCAAUAUCGGAUCGCAAGACUUGAGAAGGAGGUUGGAUAUCUCAAGAUUCUUCACUAGGCACAUGGAGCCAGGAAUACUCUCACAUCUGCGUAGUGUCGAGCUCGUAUUUCCUGGAUUUAGCACUGGCGACUUCUUCUGCCCACAGCCAACCGACCCGAUAUGUGCUGAUUGGCAAUUUGCGAUAGACAAUUUACGAGCCCAUGCCAACUUGAAUGCCAUGACGCUCAUCGUACAUAUGAGACUGUGGUUCGGUCCUACCGAUUCGUACGUCCGAGCUAUAGAUAACCGCAGCCUAUUCCAUCAUUAUUUGGACAGCUGUUACAGGAUGCCGAUCUUAGUAUUUAAAGCACACAAAGCUUUUCUAAAGCCAUUGAAAGCACUACGCGACGGGGGUCUACAACGGUUGUUCAUAUUCCUUGAGUGGGAUUGGCAUUGGUCACCCUCGCGAGGCUGCGCACCGCACUGUCUGGACUGCCAGGAUCGGGACGGGCUGAGUGACUAUGUUGAUGACAUGGAAGUAAGCCUAGAGAAGGAAGUGAUGGGUGAUGAUUAUGAUAGUCGUGCUGUCGGGAAGAUGGAAGAGUCCCCUAGUCAAUGGAUGCUGGUGGUUGAGUAAUAUGUCCUUUCGCUAUGCAGAGUUCGAAAGAGCAAAUACCUACAAUGUAUAAUUGCAUCCUUUUUCGAAGGGAGUCGGACAAGAUCUCGGUCAAGUCUUAUGUGAGAAUGUACCUUGCCCGACGCGGAAAAUAUUCCUUAAAGUUACUAAGUGAAGACUUGGUAUACCGAAGACAAGCUUAUACCCAUGGAUUUAUUCCAUCGCAGCGAUUACGCGUACAAUCCCAAGGGUGACCGAC